Molecule: messenger RNA, 2355 nt
Organism: Thermochaetoides thermophila DSM 1495
Lineage: Eukaryota; Fungi; Ascomycota; Sordariomycetes; Sordariales; Chaetomiaceae
Exons: 6
Coding region: 1-2355 (784 amino acids)
Biological process (GO): mitochondrial respiratory chain complex I assembly
Source: RefSeq, a predicted model, not a curated record
AUGGCGUCCGGUUACGGCUUGAACGGAGGCCCAUCUCGUUGCUUUCCAUUCUGGCAGGAGCUGCUAGCUUGCUAUGUGACCAACAGCUCGGAAGACAACCCCGACGGCAAGAAUAAGUGCAUCCCCGUCAUGGAAGAUUACUACGAGUGCCUGCACCACCGGAAAGAGGCUGCCAGGGUGCGGGCGCUGCAGGCCGCCUACCGCGAGGCCGAGGCCAAGAAGCUGCAAGAGAACCCGCCGACUGCUGGUCAAAUACGGAAUCUGGGGCUUCUAAACAAGGAGGAGGACACAAAGAAGCAUUGUGCCACGGCGACGCAACAAUGGAUGAAGAUGUGUUUCGCUCUUUCGGCCAAGAUGCCGUGUUUGCGCGGCAUUGAGGUCUUUCUGACCACGAGGCCAGAUAACGAGAAAAUUCCCGAGUAUCCGCAUCCCGAAGGCACUUCAGCUCGGGUCAUCUGCGGGCAGCAUCUCAUCAGGAGUCCCUCUUUGGCCAGCAACCUGAGUAACUCUGCGAUUACUCCGCCGUCUUCGUUCUCUCCUCGCAAGGCCAACCCGUUGGUAUCGGUUUAUCUUCCUUCAGUUCCAGGAACCCCAUUUACCAUCAAUUACAAAAUUAGUCAAGUCCCGCCUGAACCAUGCAAGUACCUCUUCUUCCGACUCUACAUCAAUGCCCGGCCCAUGGUCUCAUGGGGCAUUGAUCCCCAUUCUCGUCCCUACGGUAAAGUGAUCAAGUCUCUAUGGCUGCCGUCCGAUGACCGAUAUCGUGGCCUGGUUGGCUUCGAAAAGCGCAGCUUUGUCUUCCUCCCCGGCGAGGAGUUCAAAUCGGUGGCUGAGGACGGAGGUCUCAUCGAAGUGCAAGUCUUCCGGGCAAAAGAUCGUCGCGCUCGCACCCCAAAGCUCGAAACAUUUCGGUUCCGAGACAACUACGGCAUUGCGGCUCCAAGUAUUGGCCUGUUGGAUAAGCCGCAGAAUGCCUUUUUCUAUGACUGGCUGCUUAUUGAUCCGAAGGAUGAGCCGUUCGCAAAGUUCAGAAUGCAUUACAGAUCAUGGAGGAACCUUAAGUCUCUCAACUUGAUCCCGUCCAGCGAGUGGGAGCUGUUACUUGCUGUCUCGCCGAAGGCACUUCGGACAGCUGCUUCAACGGGCAAGAUCGAGAAGCCUACAUCUCCAGCUUUCAGCGACUCUGACUCCGACGAUUCUCUCUGCUCCGCCACUGACUCAGACGAAUGCGUCUUUGACGACCAUUCCAAGAAGACCAAGUCCAACAGGUCCAAAGAAUCCCCCUUUGCUUUCCUCAACAGCCCACCCGAGCGCUUCCGAGCCAUGGCUCCAUCUAGCGAGAAAUUGCCUCAGCCAAGCAAACUGCUGCGCGACAGCCAGCGCGCCCCCUACCAGUCGCGCCCACUACCCGAGUUGCCUGUGGAAGCUGGAGUGAACUCGACGGGUCUGAAUCCCCCAUCUGUUAAGGUUGCCGCAGACCUACGCCGGAAGCCCUCAGCCACAUCCAUGGAGUCGAAUGCUGUGUCGAUUACCCCUUCGCUGCUGAGAUGCAUGGAGGAGGGGACACUGGAUUUGGAGAAGGCUGAAGUGGGUAUCGCGAAGCUGGUCAAAGUUGCUGCGUCGGGAUCGGAGCCGAGUUCAAGUAGCAGCAGUGCUACACAGUUGACAGUGUCAGCUGUGAGGGAGGUAGAACUUCGUCCGCCACAGCCUGAGCGCAAGGGAGGUCUUCCGAUGGAUUACUCUUUUUCUGACUAUGAAAAGUCUUCGCAGUCCAGUUUCGGCGACGAUGAGAGAAUGUCUAACAUUUCUGAUAUGGAAGAGAAACCUUUUCCAGCACCGCCUACCUGUUACCUGCCUACCACCGGCAGCGGGUUGGAGAGAGAACUGGCUAUGUUCGACUCUCCAUCACCGUCACCUGUUCCAUACUCGGCUAUGGAGCCGCCGGUGACUCCAUCACCAUCUUCUACGCCAUAUAAGACUAAGCUAGGGAGGAAACCCUUACUAUUCAGUAGACGGCUCGGUUUAUUCAGCCCUAGGAAAUCUCUCCCAAGCGACUUCCUCCUGGGGCAAGCGAAGAAGCUUGUCGUGGAGGAAGAAACUACCAACAGCAACGUCAGCCUGGCGUUUGGCGAGCUGACUGUCACAGAUAUGAGAGCCGAGAGUCCGUCCCCCGCUCCAAAGGGGAAGCCUCUGCGGCGGUUUUCGACUAUCAGGGUCGAGGAGAUUAGCAUCAAAGAGAAGCGGCCGUUGUUUAAUUCGCUUAGGAGGAUUGCAUCUGCGUCGCCUAGGAAGUUGGCGGGGAGGGUGUUGAGUAUGGACUUGGGAAAGAAAGGAGGAGAAGAGAAGGAGGGUUGA